Bombyx mandarina (wild silkworm) is the source of this 811-nucleotide messenger RNA. It is a transcript of the gene Arf102F, whose product is annotated as ADP-ribosylation factor 2. Lineage: Eukaryota; Metazoa; Arthropoda; Insecta; Lepidoptera; Bombycidae. The record is from RefSeq and is a predicted model, not a curated record. Gene Ontology annotation, molecular function: GTPase activity; GTP binding.
CGUGUCAGACAGUCUGUCAGAACUGGUCAGAACAAAAAGGAGAUUAAAAACUUUAUCAUUUUGUCGUUUGUUUAGUUAACUUCACAAGAAAACUCGUAAUCUUUCUUUCAAAUUACUGUAAAUAAUAUAAACGUUAUAAAUAAUCAUGGGUCUAACAAUAUCAAGUGUAUUUACUAGAUUGUUCGGCAAAAAACAAAUGCGUAUUCUUAUGGUUGGUUUAGAUGCUGCCGGAAAAACUACCAUACUUUACAAAUUAAAACUCGGUGAAAUCGUGACUACGAUACCGACAAUCGGUUUCAAUGUGGAAACAGUUGAGUACAAAAAUAUUAGUUUCACCGUGUGGGACGUUGGCGGCCAAGACAAAAUCAGGCCUCUUUGGCGUCAUUAUUACCAGAACACUCAAGGCUUGAUAUUUGUUGUAGAUUCUAGUGACAGAAAAAGAAUAGCAGAAGCCGAAAAUGAGUUGGCUAAUAUGUUAAAAGAAGACGAGCUUAGAGAUGCAGUUAUUUUAGUUUUUGCUAAUAAACAAGACAUGCCAAACGCGAUGACUGCUGCAGAACUUACGAAUGCCCUAAAUCUUGGUAAUCUGAGAAAUCGACGGUGGUACAUCCAAGCAACAUGCGCUACACAAGGGCAGGGGCUUUAUGAAGGUCUUGAUUGGCUGUCCAAUGAGCUAGCGAAGAAAUGAAGCUAAGUUCAAGAUCAAUGCCAGGGAAACAAGGAAAAAUACAUUCCCGAUUUACUUCAACUAUAAUGUUGUUCAUGCUAUUCAAACUAAAAGACUUAAGCAAAUUAUAUAUCAUUUUAUAUA